AUGGAAGUAUUUCCAGCAGUUCGCUCGGAUUUUGAAAUGGACAUGGAAUAUGAGCUGGAUCAGCUGAUCACUGAUUAUGCAAAUGAACAUCUUAGUGGAAAUGUGAAAAAAGAGAAAGUCCAAGCUGUUUCUGCGAAAGAGGUUGGCUUUGCUGAAUUUGAAUCAGCCAUCAACAGUAUUUCUGCUACUCAGUAUUUUGUUAGUUUUUAUGCUCGCACUCAUGAAUGUGGUGUCAUUUUCGUGCCGUUUUUUCAAGCUUGAGA
Strongylus vulgaris is the source of this 263-nucleotide messenger RNA. Lineage: Eukaryota; Metazoa; Nematoda; Chromadorea; Rhabditida; Strongylidae. The record is from the annotation of a GenBank genome assembly.